Molecule: messenger RNA, 2157 nt
Organism: Myzus persicae (green peach aphid)
Lineage: Eukaryota; Metazoa; Arthropoda; Insecta; Hemiptera; Aphididae
Product: facilitated trehalose transporter Tret1-like
Exons: 7
Coding region: 721-2157 (478 amino acids)
Biological process (GO): transmembrane transport
Cellular component (GO): membrane
Molecular function (GO): transmembrane transporter activity
Source: RefSeq, a predicted model, not a curated record
AAUUCAUAACAUAUAUUAUUAUGUAAUCAACAAGAAACUAAGAUGAACGGGCAAUAAUACCGAACACACAAAAUUAAUCGUUCAAUAUUAGUGUUAAUGCGUUAAAUCGAUAAGCCAACACAAUAUCACGACCUUAGCAGUACAAUCAUUUACAGCCGUUAAAUGAUUUGAUUCUACCAAAAUAAAAUAUGAAGGAACAAAAAACACCGUCGUCGUACAAACGAAAAACCCAAACUGUAAUAACUAAUAAGCCUCAUCGAAUUUGAUGAACACACAAUAAUCUACAUAUUUUAAUGAAUUGUUAUUAUUUUAAUUUCUGUUGUUUGAUAAUCACCUCAAUAAUUACGGUAGUGUAUAUCGUACGUCAUAUUGUGUCGCAUAUUGUGUCAAUCGUAUAUUGUGGCUCUUCGUUCCUGUAUACCACAGCUGUAUAUCAAAUCAAUCAUUAACCAUCAUAUAUUUUUAUCAUACCCAUAACUGUAUUAUUAUCAUAAAUGUGUCUACGAUUGGCGUCAACCAAAUCGGGGAUCGAAAUUGGGCGCAUUCGGGUCGUGAAAGAUGUACCCAAUAAUAAUAUAAUGCCAAUAGUUGUGAAAAAAAUAAUCUGUCUUGUUUAAAUACUUCUUCAAGCAGCAUGUGAUGAAUUUUGCAACACAACGAGAGAAUAAUACUAACCUUAAUUGAAAUCAGAGUGACAGCUGCACCCGUGUAUCAUAUAUCAUGUUGUCCGAGUCUUCGUACAGCGGUGAAAUGGAAAAACAGCCACUGCUCUCGUCGAAAAAAAUCCCGAUUCGGCGUUCGCUAUUGGCCAGUUUUCUCGCUUCCGUGAUGUCGUUUGCUUCGGGAACCGUAGUUGGUGGCUGGACGGCCCCAGAACAUCCUGAAUCCGUCGGCGAGAUGAUGUUCAUAAUGGAUACCAUGGAUGAGACGUCGUGGAUCGUUUCCAUAUACGUGAUUGGUGCGCUCUUGGGAGCACUUCCGGCCGGACAGAUAUCCCGGACCAUCGGCCGCAAGAAGUUCCUGCUGUUGCUCGCGAUUCCGAUGACACUUGGAUGGCUGUUAAUCAUGGCCUUCGUGAAUCACGUGUAUUUGAUCCUCCUCGGACGUCUCCUGUGCGGACUGUCGCUGGGUGCAGUCACGGUGGCUGUUCCACUGUACAACUACGACGUGGCGCCAGACGUGUGCCGAGGCCGUGGAGGAGUCUUCCUCGAUUUCAUGCUGUGUGCAGGCAUCCUGUAUUCAUACGUGUGCAGUGAAUUACUAGGCCUGCGCAUGUUUGCGUUAACCUGCGCCAUCAUCCCGCUAGUGUUCUGCGCACUUUUCUGGCGUAUGCCCGAAUCGCCGCUGUACCUGUAUAGCCGAGGACGCUUCUUGGACGCCAAAGCAGCUCUCAUAUGGCUCCAGGGAGACGACUCCGGCGUUUCCGCGGCAUUCGACGAUUACUCAAAACUGCAAACCGAAGACGACGCGCUUCCGGCCGACAAGGAUUUGCAACCCAAAGGAAGAAAGCGAGCUUUCGCUAAAGCAGUGAUCCUGUCGUUGGGGUUGGCCACCGUGCAGAGGAUGUCUGGUGCUGGAGCCAUCAUACAGUACACGUCGAAACUUUUCUGCUUAUCCGGAUCGUCGGUGGCGCCAAACACGGCUUCGAUAAUCACCGGAAUUUUCCAGCUCAUCGGUUCGGGCAUCACCAUUUUCCUCAUCGACCGGGUGGGCCGCCGAAAACUUCUACUCGUCUCGUCAUCGGUCGUGGUGGCGUGCUUGGCCGUAUUGACUAUGUACUUCUAUUUCUUGAACAAAGGCAUGCUGGAGAACUCUUUGAAAAUACUGCCGGUAGUCAUUGUGUGUACGUUCAUCGCGUUCUUCAGGCUCGGUUUGGGACCGAUACCGUGGUUCAUAACCACCGAGCUGAUCGGAGCCGACCACUCGAAUCGCGCCCAGUCUUACAUAGUCUCGUACUCGUGGGUAUUGUCGUUCGCAGUGAUGAAGACGUUUGUUAUGCUGGUCGACGAGUGGCCCGUUGCCUUGUGGCUUUUCUACACCGUCAUAUCGGUUUUCGGGUAUCUGUUCAUACUGUUUUUCGUACCAGAGACCAACAACAAGAAUGCUGAUGAAAUUCGUCUGUCGCUGGCGAACACGUAUCAAAUUCAUUCUUCCUGA